Messenger RNA from Notolabrus celidotus (New Zealand spotty), 2208 nucleotides. It is a transcript of the gene pou3f1, whose product is annotated as POU class 3 homeobox 1. Gene Ontology annotation, molecular function: DNA-binding transcription factor activity, RNA polymerase II-specific; RNA polymerase II cis-regulatory region sequence-specific DNA binding. Bases 72 to 1199 code for a protein of 375 amino acids. Lineage: Eukaryota; Metazoa; Chordata; Actinopteri; Labriformes; Labridae. Gene Ontology annotation, biological process: brain development; regulation of transcription by RNA polymerase II. Gene Ontology annotation, cellular component: nucleus. The transcript has a single exon. The record is from RefSeq and is a predicted model, not a curated record.
GCAGGUUGUUGCGUUUUGGCUCUAAAGCCUGGAGACCUCCGAGGUGCGCGUCAGUUUUCGAAGUAGGAGCCAUGGCGACAACAGCUCAGUAUAUUCCGAGGAAUAACUCCUUACCGUCCAACCCGCUCAUGCAUCCGGAUUCGGAUAGGAUGCACCAGGGGACGACUUACAGAGAGGUGCAGAAAAUGAUGCACCACGAGUACUUGCAAGGGCUCGCGGCGACCAACACGGGACACCCGAUGAGCCUGACGCACCACCAGUGGCUGCCCACGUCCAACACCGACUGGUCCAGCGGCACCCACAUCGGACAGCAGGAGCACAAAGCCAGCGUGCAGGCGAGCCGGGACGACCUGAGCUCCGGCUUUCACCACAGAUCUCACCUGGUGCACCAGCAGACACAGGGUGGCCACCAUGGCUCGUGGGCGCCUACCACGACCCACCACUUAUCCCCGCUCUCUCCAGCAUCCAACAGCCACCAGUCCCUGGUCUAUUCCCAGCCCGGAUACACAAACCUCAACGCGAUGCUAAGUCCCCAGCCCGGCUCCCUGCACCACGGCAUGCGGGACCCGCUCCACGACGACUCGGGCAGCCACGACAACCAGAUGGAGUCGCCCCAGCAGGCGUUCAGCCAUCACCAGGACCACUCGGACGAGGACGCGCCCAGUUCCGACGACUUGGAGCAGUUCGCCAAGCAGUUCAAACAGCGGCGGAUCAAACUGGGCUUUACGCAGGCGGACGUGGGCUUGGCCUUGGGCACCCUGUAUGGAAACGUCUUUUCUCAGACCACAAUCUGCAGGUUUGAGGCUCUGCAGCUCAGCUUCAAGAACAUGUGCAAACUUAAGCCGCUGCUAAACAAGUGGCUGGAGGAGACAGACUCCAACACGGGCAGUCCCACCAAUUUAGACAAGAUCGCUGCGCAGGGCAGGAAACGAAAGAAGAGGACCUCCAUCGAAGUGGGGGUGAAAGGGGCGCUGGAGAAUCAUUUCUUAAAAUGCCCAAAGCCGUCUGCUCAUGAAAUCAGCACUUUAGCCGCUACUCUGCAGCUGGAAAAAGAGGUUGUCCGUGUUUGGUUUUGCAACAGAAGACAAAAAGAGAAAAGAAUGACACCAGUGGGGGUCCCUCACCCGAAUAUGGAGGACGUAUAUUCCCAGGCAGAGACCCCUCCUCUACACCGCACACUACAGAGUCCUGUGCAGUGACUGUUUUCAUGAACAAUCCCAGCGUUUCUGCAGGGGGAGAGAAAAGGGAAAGGGACUGUGGAGUUUACAAUAUUUAAGUUUGGCUUUUGUUUUGUUUUUCUUGAAAGAAAAGAGACAUGGGGGAAGUUGUGCAGAUGAGUUUUACCCUUAGUAUUCGGAGAUGUCCAACAAAUAGAUGGCAAAGAGGGAAAAUUAAAAAAAAAAAUCAUGAAAAUAGAAAAAAAAUAUUCGCUAUUAUUGAUUCCGUGCGCAUUUAAAGUGAAACAAAGAUCUUUAUUUACCAAAAUUAUAUGGAGGUGACUUGCAUAUAAAGUAAAUUUGAUAUCCCAUGGCUGUUUCUAAUGGGGAGUAAUUAAAUGUGGCAUCUCCUCCUGGUGCACCAUGAACUAUUGGCGCUCACCAGAGCGAGGUGUUCGCCUGAAAAUGAUCAAACACUGGAGAUGAAAAGCCUUUUUGUUGCUUUUCAGGCUUUAACUGAUUAACCAGAUUUCUGAAUAUUAGUGUAUGCUUUCUUUGUUAUAUUAAGUGUGAUGUUUUGGUUUGGAGCUACUUAAACUUCAGUGUCUCUCUUUAUGAUUUCUGUCAUGACUUUAACUCAUCAGAGCAGCCUCCAGUUUUUCCUGUUCUCUCAGUGGGGAGUUGAUGGUGGGAAAGUGAUGGAAAUUAUGGCACCCGAAAACACUCAUAAUUAAAAGCUAGACAUAUUUAAGAAAAUAUCCAAUGCAACAGGACGCAGGAGUCCUGUUUGCAUGCCUUAAAAGAUAUUUAAAGCUUUGCAGCUGACCACGUCGAAAUUUGCAAAAAGCACCAGACGCUAAAAAGGGCAAUUCUAAGAAAAAAUCAUUUUUUCUGGAAGGGUUAUUUGUGUUGAAAUUAUUGUUUUCUUUGCAUGGAGCACUUAUUUUUUUUUUUGUUAAUUUGUUUAUUGCAAUUUAAUAUUUGUUUUAAAAUUGUGAGUGGAGCUAAUCUCCAUAGGCUUAAACACAAUAAAUCCCAUGUUUACAGGUUC